Molecule: messenger RNA, 6141 nt
Organism: Trichoplusia ni (cabbage looper)
Lineage: Eukaryota; Metazoa; Arthropoda; Insecta; Lepidoptera; Noctuidae
Gene: htk
Product: AT-rich interactive domain-containing protein 4A
Exons: 25
Coding region: 206-5506 (1766 amino acids)
Biological process (GO): regulation of transcription by RNA polymerase II
Cellular component (GO): nucleus
Molecular function (GO): transcription cis-regulatory region binding
Source: RefSeq, a predicted model, not a curated record
GGGCAAUACUGUUCUUCCAAACGUUAAUGUCAUUUAUGUUCUACAUUCAUUCUGUCUGUGUUGAACACGAAGAAGAAAAAUGGAUGUCGAUUUUGAGGAGUUAUUGUUGUAGUAAUUCGUAACAAUAACUCUAAUGUGACAUUUCAGUGUGGUGUUAAAGUAAUUUGAAUUGGCUGAUAUCAAACAAUACAAGACGUCUUAUAAAAUGCAGGGUGAUGAUCCACCCUUCUUGCCUGUGGGUACUGAUGUCAGUGCCAAAUACAAAGGUGCUUUUUGUGAAGCUAAGAUAAAGAAAGUAGUGAGAAACAUCAAGUGUAAGGUGACACUAAAAGCCGGUGGUGGAACUAUAACUGUUAAUGAUGAUGUGAUCAAAGGCACCCUCCGAGUGGGGAGCACUGUGGAGGUGAAGCAGGACCCAAAGAAAGAUGCCAUGGAAGCCAUCAUCACUAAGAUACAGGACUGCAGCCAGUAUACUGUUGUUUUUGAUGAUGGCGAUAUAACAACAUUACGGCGAUCAGCGCUAUGCCUGAAAAGCGGGCGGCAUUUUAACGAGAGUGAAACACUGGAUCAGUUGCCUCUCACCCAUCCAGAACACUUCUCCACGCCUGUUAUUGCAGGAAGACGGGGAAGGCGAGGAAGAGCACAGUCUGAGGAGAGUGAGGGCUCAGGUUCGGGCCGGCGGGUGAAGGCUGACGUCGAGCCGCACGUGGGUCGCGUGGUGCUAGUGGAAGCGGGCGGCGGGGCCGAGCGGCGCCGCCCGCACCAGCCCGCCUUCCCCGCGCUCGUCGUCGCACCCACCGCACAGAUCAAGGUCAAAGAGGACUACCUUGUGCGGUCAUUCAAGGAUGGUAGAUACUACACAGUACCAAAAAAGGAGGCGCGAGAGUUCCGCAAGGGAAGUGCACCUCUCGAGUGGGCCGGAGUGGAAGCCGCGCUGCAGUAUCUCAACAACGCUGUGCUCCCGCCGCACUGGGACCGAGAUGCGCUCUUUAACGAACCCAGGAAUACUUCCGAUGAUAGUUCAGACGAUGAACCGCGAGAAGAAAAGGACCAUUUCGUCGCGCAACUCUACAAGUUUAUGGACGAACGUGGAACACCUCUCAACAGGAAUCCCACUAUCGCCAACAAGGACAUAGACCUGUAUAGGCUAUUUAAAGUUGUAGAGAAGCUCGGCGGCUACAACAGAGUUACCAAUCAAAAUCAGUGGAAAACGAUCGCAGACAAGAUGGGAUUUCAUCCAGUAACCACAAGCAUCACGAAUCUCUGUAAACAAGCAUAUAAGAAGUUCCUGCACAGCUACGAGGACUUCUACCGCAAGCUGGGCGUGACGCUGGUGGCGCACCCUCGCGGCGCGCGCACCCCGCCGGCGGGCCGCUCGCUCAUCCGCGACCGCGACCGCCAGCCGCCCGCCUCCUCCUCCAACUGCUCCACGCCCACGCCGCCCGCCCCGCAGCGCAAGGACAAAGACUCCGACAAGAGUGAAACAGACAAAAGCGAAAAGAGUGAAAAGGACGAAAAGCCCGAGAAACUAGAAAAAGCAAAAGAGAAAGUGCGGACCAGCGACGGAGAAGACAGCGCGGACAAUCAACCACUCAUAACGACUACUCCCAAGGUGGAGAAAGAAAAGGAAAAAGAGCGGGAGAAAGAACGAGAGAAGGAAAAGGAGCGUGAAAAGGAAAAAGAACGUGAAAAAGAAAAAGAACGCGAGAAGGAGAAGGAACGAGAGAAGGAAAAAGAAAAAGAACGGGAGAAGGAGAAAGAAAAGGAAAAAGAAAAGGAAAAGGACAGAGAAAAAGAAAGGGAGAAAGAAAAGGAGAAGGAGAAAGAAAAAGAAAAGGAGAAAAGUUCAGCUUCGACUUCUACUAGUGAGGAGAAGACUGUUGUUAAACCUCGCUCUCAAUCCAAAGGACGGACUAUUACACCUGUCAGGACAGAGAGCCAUGAGAAACGGACGCCGAAGAGACGGCCGAUGUCAUCUAAAACGGGUGAAGGGGCUAGUGGCAGCACAUCACGAGCCUCUAGGCGACCUCAUGCAUCAACAGACAGUGAUAGUUCCGGACGGGCCUCUAGAUGCGGUCCUAUCAAGAAGAUGCAGAGUCGUCGCAGUCAGAGCGCUAACUCGGCCAGCAGCGGCAACACCAUCGCUUCUAACAGCAGCAAGCGACCACGCAAGAGAAAAAACACUGAGCCCUCAACAAAUGAACCAACUCGCGGAGUAUCUAAUGUAAAAGCACAAGUGGGAGACAAAUUGAAAGUAUACUAUGGACCUACACAAUCUGAAUCAAAGGUAACAUAUGAAGCAAAAGUAAUAGAGGUAUCGUCGGAGGGCAUGUUGCGCGUGCACUACACAGGCUGGAACACGCGCUACGACGAGUGGAUCAAACCGCAACGCAUCGCCGUCAACGUCACGCAGCACGAACAGCGGAACAAGAAGGGGUCGAGUAUCAGCAGGAGAGUAAGGAGCAAGAGGACUGAAGAAUCAUCAGCCCGUUCAGAUUCUGACAGCGAUUCAGAAAGUGAUGACGAGGUCAAGAGGCCUCCAAAGAAGUCUGAUGACAAAUCUCUUCCUAAAACUCCAUCAAGGUCAAAGGACGUGAAGUCAAGCGACAGCAGUAGUUCAAGCAAGCCUCGGAAAAGGCCAGUGAGGACAGUGUCGACCCCAACGUCAGUGUCUCCCGCCAAGAAAACGCGGCCUAAUGCAGCCAGCCACCAGGGCCGCGACUACGACCUCAACGAAAUCAGAUCAGAACUCAAAGGGUUACAUACUGUUAAACAAGAGCCUGAUGACGGUGUCAAACAAGAGACUGAUAAAGAUGCGACGCUGACUCCCGCACAGGCUAGUGCGCCCUCAGAACCACCUUCAGUCGACAAACAGGCCGAAGACGUGUACGAGUUCAAAGAGCCCGAACCGUUCGAGUUAGAACUACAUGAUGAAAAGAAAAAACGCACACAUCGUAUAUUCGAUGACAUUUCGCCAAGCAAAUACACGUCCACCCUAUCAAAAUCUUUAAGUGAAGAAAUAUCAGAGGAUCCCAUGCGACCGCGACCUUCAUCACUAAGAUCACCGUCAUUAUCACCGUUCAGAGAUUUUGGCACUAGUCGAGAUGCGAGACAGAGCCCUGAAGAUGAUUCCAAAGAUGGAUUGUUCUCUCUUGACGACGACUCAUUCCCUGGCGACGGCAGCUCAGGCCCGACCUUUGAAGGGUUUACUCCAGCCAAGAACCAAGAAACUUAUUCUAAAAAGAGCAAAGUAUCAAAGUUGAGAGAGCUUAUAGAUGAUUCUCCUGAUAGUCCAGCUGACGAUGAACAGUCAUCAGACGACGAACCCGAAAAUAUAACAGCAAUGAAAGUCGAGCCCAUAGAGCCAGCUCCAUUAUUACCUGUCAUUGAGGAGCCCAAAACACCAGAACCAGUUGCUAAAGAUGAGCCCAAGGAGCCUGAACCAGUGACUCCAGUAAAGGGACCCGUAAAAGAAGAAACUGUAGAAUCUAAGGAGCAACCCAUCACAAUCAGUAUUCCGGAGCCACCAAAAACACCACCACCUCAAAAGAAACUAGAUUCGCCACUUGCUCCAAUUAAUAUCAACACUCCUCCUAUAAUAACGAUUUCAACCGUUGCAUCUCCUAAACCUUUAGAAGAACAUAAAGAAGAUAUCGUCGAAAAACCGAAGAAAGAGGAGCCAGUUAAACUGUUACCCAUUACUACACCUGUCCUAGAACCCAAAGAAAAUGUAUUAAAAGUUAAAAUCGAAAAGAAAAUGGAUCCUAUUCCAAUGGAGCCUUCCAUUUCAAAAAUAUUGCCGCCAUCUAGCCCGCUGAUCGACACAGAGGAAGACAAAUCUGAACCUGACAGCCCGGCAAGAAUUGAUGUGCUACCGGAACCACCACCUGGGUUCUUAUUACAAUCCGAAGGACCGAAAAUAGCUGAAAAACUACUGAAAGCUAUUAGCAGUGCCAAGAGGCUCUCUAUGUCUCCACCACCUAUAGAGGAUCGACCCAUCACUCCGAAGACCGACACCAUUAAGCCGCUCAGACCAGAUAGCAAAUUAUCUCCCAUAUCCCCUGACCCUAAGCCCAUUAAACCAGAGACAGGGAAGCCACAUGUCAAGCCCAUCGAACCAAUCAAGAAAUCGCCUGAGACCGUGGACUCUAUAUUCGGAGAGCCAUCUAAUUUAAUUGAUGUAAAGCGUAACAUGCUUGAUAUUAAAAAGGUGAAGCCUGAAGAGAUAGCAGUGCCGCGGCUACAGAGCCCUCUGAACAUUUUGGAGCGUCGUAAAAGUGUGGCAGACCUGCCGCUCAGUGUUCCGGGCAAAAACAAUAAAGUGUUGAGUGAUACCAUUCAAAAGCUGUCGAGCCAGAUCAACCAGUCGGCGGCGGCGGCUGCGGCCGCUGUGCCGCUACCCUUCCCCAGUGAUGAUCGCUCCGACUCCAGCGACUCGGAUGACUCCGACAGAAGGUUAAUAAUUGACAAGCUAGCCGUGGAUGAGUGGGGUAGCGGUGGUAGUGGCGGCAGUUCCGAGCCUGCGAGCGUAGCGGCCACAGCGGGCACCUUGGCUAACAUGGCCAGCAUAGCUGGCGUGGCCAGCAUGGGCAGUGUGGCCGGUAUGGGCAGCGUGGCCGGGCUGGGCAGCGUGGCCGGGCUGGGCGUGGCGGGCGCCAGCAUGACGCUGGGCGCGCGCGCGCUGCACGCCGGCAAGUCGCCCGGCGAGUGGAGCGCGGGAGAGUCGCUGCUCAUGCUGGAGGAUGCCUGCAAGAACGAGCGGAAACACAGUGCUAGCGUGGUAGUGGCCGGUGGUCGCGAGGCGCGCGACGAGGACGGCAGCAUCUCCCUGCUGCUGUGCGAGGAGACCAUCCCGGGCUCCCCCGCGCCGGACGCCGAACCCGCUCCGCCGCGCCAACGCCUGCACAUGCCCUUCGCCUCUGCACCCGCGCAUCAACACCCCAAGGAAGAACGUCGCAACGCAGGAGUGGCGGCGGGCGCGGGCGGGGGUGCGGAGGGCGCUCGCGAGGCGGGCUGGGGGCGCGGGCGCGCGCUCGUCGACAACACGCCGCCCACCACGCCCGACAGUAGCCUCGACAUGUCGCCGCCGCACCGGGAUCGCCGGAUUUCGGAACGGGACAGUCCAUCCGAACGAAAAGAAGAUGAAGAUGAAAGCCGGAUGAACGAUGCAGCCGGUCUUGAUGUUGAUAAAGGACACGGCGGGCGUCGCUCGCGCAAGGCGUCGGAGAGCUCUGCGAGCGCGCGCGGGCGGCCGCGCCGCACCCGCCGCGACACCGACGACGCCGCGCACCAUCACCACGCGCCGCUCAAGUACAACUUCUACGUCGAUUUAGAUCCUUCAUGGGAUUGUCAGACACGUAUAAACGUGCUGACGACUCGACUAGCAGACCUCCGCAAAGCGUACCACUCAGUGAAGGCGGAGCUCGCAGCUAUCGACCGCCGGCGCAAGAAGCUGCGUCGGAAGGAAAGAGAAGGUCAGCUUACAUUUACCUGGACGCGAAAGUAGCUACGGAUUGAGCUGUGAAGGCUGCCAAGGCUGCGUGCUCAUGAUAACACGUGAACUAAAAUCUAUCGAAGACAAUCAAGAUACGGAGUUUGUUCGUUUUAGAAUGAACACGUUCAAAAGAAACAAACUAUGUUGUGCUCUGUAUACUACGGCAUUUUAUGAUUCAUUCAAUGGACAAGAUUUUAUUCCUAUAAAGUAGUGAUGAACUUUAUUUGUUCUCAACAGUCUGUAAAUAGAGCAAAUCAAAUUAUUUUGAUAUCCUAUAGCAUUUGUUCAUAAAUUUUAUUUGAUCUUGACGUUUGAAAAUGAUAGGAUGAUAAUAUUAUUGUCUUCUUGUAUAAAGUUAAAUUUACUUGUUCUGAGAAUAUUUAUACGAUUUUAUUCACUAUGUAUUGUAGAAAUUUGUAGUUUCAAAACAUGAAAGUUUUACUUAUAUGUAUUUGAAUUGAAGUAGUUUGUGUGACCAUAAGGGAUAAUCAUGGCAGGUUCAUAAUUGGAAGGUAUCUAUGAAGACUGAUGGAGUGAAAUAAUAACAUGUUGAAAUGAGAAGAUUAUAUUUAUUUCCUAAAAAUUAUAAGUAAUGAAUGUCUCAGAUAUUUGUUAUGUUUAUGUCAAUAAACAUUUUUUUCCUGAAA